Molecule: messenger RNA, 1017 nt
Organism: Adineta ricciae
Lineage: Eukaryota; Metazoa; Rotifera; Eurotatoria; Adinetida; Adinetidae
Source: the annotation of a GenBank genome assembly
AUGUGGGAUUCGUGUAAUAUUCUAAAACUGACAAGUGCUUGUAAGCGUAUCAAUAAGGAACGACGUUGUGAAUUUGUUCCGAACAAGUCGAAAGCCGAUUCUUUAGAAAGGCAUUCAAGAAAAGAUAGAACUAAAAGUUCAUGUCAUUCAUUAACACCAAAGGAAUGUCAACCGACGGAACAUGCCGACGAGCCGUUCGCCAAUGGUUCUAGUGAUGAACAUCUGUCUAAUGCAACACCUACGUCACCAGCCAAUCUGUCUAUGGUUAUUUCUCAGUCGUAUAAACCGUUACAUGCCAAAUCAACACAAUUCAAUAGGAAGACUAUUGCCGUAACGAAAGGUACACAUGUCAAAGCUUUGUAUAAAAUAUCCAAUUGGGUCUUUAUUGAAAAUCCUAAGACUGGUGAAACUGGCUUGAUACCGAUCUAUUGUCUUAGCUUACCUGAAACUCUCGCAACAUCAUUCGACUCACCAUCGCAGAACAAUAUUAGUCUACUGAAUGUCAGUGUCUAUGAGAAACCACGUUAUUCACGUUUGUCAAUUAUGAAUAAUCGCUCCUAUGAUGUUUCAACACCACCCCCUGGUCGCUUUAUUUCAACAAUCGGACCAUGUCAAUUAAAUAAUGAAUCACAAGUCUCAACAUGUCCGCGUUCGUUGAAAACGAGUACUUUCACGCGGCAAUUAGCAAAAGAUGAAUCGACUUUAUCACGACAAAUUUCAAAUGUAUCACUUCAUGAAUAUGACGCUUAUGGAACAUUGAAUACCACACGAUGCAGAAAUUUAUCCUUUAGUAUUGUUGAUCGUGAGCCAGUUAUACUUCGUCGCAAUCAACGUUUGCGCGUGAUCGAAAGUUAUCAGAAGCAAUUUGUUGGUGACAUAAGUGUAUUGGAAUCUGAAGUUGUGGUGCCUGUCAAUACGAUCGAAUCUAUCGGCAAUUGGAAAUUGAUUCGACGAGGCGACGGAAAGCAAGGUUACAUCCCAGAACAUAUUGUUGUACUCGAUAAGAAUUUUACUUGA